UUAGCCCUAAUUCCUAUGUGUUCUUUCUCAACAAACGAAAACUAGUGUGACAAUACAACCAUGGCCGACCAAAUCCAAUCUGCUGAUGAUGCAGGCUCUAUAGGCCUGAUUCUUGAAAACCCACCUCAGAAAAAAGUGAAAAUUGAGACAGAAUAUGCAGAAACUGUCAGCAUUGAUUGGAUCAGUAAGCUUCCUGACGCUCUUAUUGUCCAAAUUAUUUCUCUCUUACCCAUAACUGAUGCCUGCAGAACAACCAUUCUCUCUAAACGUUGGGAAAACCUCUGGACCUUUAUAAACAACGUUAUUUAUGACGAUAACAAUUGGUCGACACUUAACAACUUCAUUUCCUUCACGGACAAUGUAUUGCCUCUCCUUAGCUGCUCUACCAUUAAAAAUUUCAAUCUAACUUUCCCGUUCGACUAUGAUGAUGGCUUGACUUAUAGUUCCACCAUUGACAAGUGGCUUGAAUUUGCCGCGAAUAAAAAAGUAGAGGAUCUCUACCUGAAUAUAUGGUAUACUGCUGAAGCGACUAAACAUGACAAACCCUAUAUGUUGCCACAAGUUUUCUGCAGCAGCUCAUCGAUUCUAUACAUCGAGUGCUGGAAUUGCAGAAUAUCAGAAGAUUGUGUACUAAAUUGGACAUCCCUGAAGAGUUUAAUUCUGGGAAAAUUGUUUCUCCAGGAUGAACAUGUUGAACAGAUAAUGUCAAAUUGUUCUCAAUUGGAAUCUUUGGCGCUAUGUGGAUUUUGUGGUUUUAGUCGUUUGCACGUAACUUCUCCAAAAUGCAGGCAACUGCAAUUGAUCGAUCACGAACAUCCUGAAGGAGAAUGGGGUUCACGCGAAGGUGCUUGUUUCUUCGAAAUUGUUGCUCCGUAUGUUCAAAAUUUAAGGAUUUCUGGGGAUAUCUAUCAUAUGAAAAUUAGGUUCGGGGACUUGUCAUCAUUGGUCCAUGCUGAUCUAACUUUCUGCCGCGAUGAAGAUGAUGUAAUUGGCGAAACCAUAGUGAAAGAACUUUUGGUAAGCGUACGUUGUGCUAAUGAGCUAUCGGUCUCAUCCUGGUGUAUCAAGGUGAUUUCCGAAUUGAUGUUGAAAAAGGAAGACGUAUCCUUACCAUCUCUGGAGUGCAAAUGGUUGGCGAUAAGUUCUAGAAUUACAAAAUAUUCCUUCCCUGGUAUAGACCGCCUCUUAAGGUCGACUCCUUAUCUGGAGAAUUUGAUGAUAUUUCCUGCUAUGACGUACUGCGAAUGUUCCAUGGAUGGAAACAUUGAUUUGUCAGAAGACAGUUACCUCUCCUUGCAACAAAACAUGUUCAAAAGUUCCUUACAAAAUUUGAAGAAUGUAAAGGUUGUUUCACCAUUUUGUAGUAAUACCACAACAAAGCUCCCUCACUUCUUGAAGUUUUUGCUUGAGCAUGCAAUAAAUCUGGAGACACUGGUUAUAGUGCCGGAGCACAAGGGAUGCAGCAGCUGUUCUACUAAUAUGUCAAAACUGACAGAUAAUUUGUUAGCUUCUCCAAGAGCUUCUGGUAGUUUAGUUCUUUCCUUUGGAUCAUCUUUCAAUUAUAUUUGAAACUCUCAUGUGCUUAGAAAGCCACCUGAUUGGGAUUUGAGUGUAAUCUGCUAGAAUUGAUUAAACUAGUGAUACAUUAUCAAUGAUAUAAUACAAGUACUAUUUG
Lycium barbarum (goji berry) is the source of this 1675-nucleotide messenger RNA. Its product is annotated as putative F-box protein At1g49610. The transcript is spliced from 3 exons. NCBI's taxonomy places the organism in Eukaryota, Viridiplantae, Streptophyta, Magnoliopsida, Solanales, Solanaceae. The record is from RefSeq and is a predicted model, not a curated record. Gene Ontology annotation, molecular function: protein binding. The coding region runs from base 61 to 1569 and encodes 502 amino acids.